Molecule: messenger RNA, 504 nt
Organism: Pneumocystis jirovecii RU7
Lineage: Eukaryota; Fungi; Ascomycota; Pneumocystomycetes; Pneumocystales; Pneumocystaceae
Exons: 2
Coding region: 1-504 (167 amino acids)
Source: RefSeq, a predicted model, not a curated record
AUGGAAUUUAAACCACAAACUCUUUAUAAACGUAAACAAAAUGACGUUUCUAUUAGCGGACUAAUCGAAAACCGCAAAAAACGAUUAUUAGAAACCUUUUCUGAAUUAACUUUAAAUGAAGGAAUACACAAAUUAGAAGUGUAUAAAGAUUUAGAUAUGAAAUAUCUAUCUUUUUAUGAGAAGGAUGCUCAUACAACUGUGAUUGAAAAUAUUGAGAAUUUUACAGAUAAUAAUGAAGAAGAAGGAAAAAUAGAAUCACCAAUUUCUUUUCUUCAGGGUAUAAAAGAAAAAUUUGUAAAUAUUCCAAAUUAUAUAUUGCAACCUGAAGAGCCAGUGAUGGAUCUUAUUCUUUAUAAAUCACCAAAAUACACCGUUCAUGAACAUAAUACGCAAAAAGAAGCGUCCGAAUAUCAAAAAAAAAAGAAUAUGCCAGAAACUACUUCAAUACAUAUUGAAAAGAUUAAUGAUCAAGAUAUACCUAUGCACAUGGAUAUAACGUAUUAA